GCCGCGGCGACGGUUCCGCCCCGCGGCGGGCGAGAGCGCCGGGAGACGGCUGGACGCAGGCUGGGCGCGGUGCGGCCCGGACGAUGCUGCUGAGCCCCGGCCCGGCCCGGCCCAGAGCACAUGAUGGCGAUACGGGAGCUCAAAGUGUGUCUUCUCGGGGACACGGGGGUUGGGAAAUCAAGCAUCGUAUGCCGGUUUGUCCAGGACCACUUUGACCACAACAUCAGCCCCACCAUUGGGGCAUCUUUUAUGACCAAAACUGUGCCUUGUGGAAAUGAACUUCACAAAUUCCUCAUCUGGGACACCGCUGGCCAGGAGCGGUUUCACUCGCUGGCUCCCAUGUACUAUCGAGGAUCGGCCGCAGCGGUGAUAGUGUAUGACAUCACUAAACAGGAUUCAUUUCAUACCUUGAAAAAAUGGGUUAAGGAGCUGAAAGAGCAUGGCCCAGAAAACAUAGUGAUGGCAAUUGCUGGGAACAAAUGUGACCUCUCAGAUAUUAGGGAGGUGCCCUUGAAGGAUGCUAAGGAAUACGCUGAAUCCAUAGGCGCCGUUGUGGUUGAGACAAGUGCGAAGAACGCCAUUAACAUCGAGGAGCUCUUCCAAGGAAUCAGCCGCCAGAUCCCACCCUUGGACCCCCAUGAAAAUGGAAACAGUGGCGGGAUCAAGCUUGGGAACCAGAGCUUGCAAGCCAGCCGGCGGUGCUGCUGACCCCAGGGCCGUAUGGAGCACAAAGGAGGAAGCCAGAGCCCUCUCCAGUGUCUGGGGCACUCAGAAGGACCCUACCCUCGGGACUGCCUGCCUGCCGGAGAGUGAGCAGCAUUGCAUGCUGGGAGACCUGCCGGAUGCUGAGCAGGGAAGGUCCCUGAGAAGAGAUUAUCGAAAACUCGGGAAAACUCACUGUACCUCCACAACAUGGCCUUCGGUUUAUAAAACGCACACGGCAGGGGUUGUACUUAUUAGGUAAUAGGUAUAGUUGCCGUUUUUUGUUAAAGAAAUAUUAGAAAAUUUUUAGAUUUGUUCACAAACCUUGCCGUGCUCUUCUUCUCUGACCUUGGAUGUCAUCUAGUCAGAUUCCAGUAACUUCUCCAGGGCCAGGGUCUUUUUCUCUGGCCAGUUCACCAAAAGGCAAAGGCAAU
Messenger RNA from Peromyscus eremicus (cactus mouse), 1136 nucleotides. It is a transcript of the gene Rab31, whose product is annotated as RAB31, member RAS oncogene family. Gene Ontology annotation, molecular function: GTP binding; GTPase activity. Bases 121 to 708 code for a protein of 195 amino acids. The transcript has 7 exons. The record is from RefSeq and is a predicted model, not a curated record. Lineage: Eukaryota; Metazoa; Chordata; Mammalia; Rodentia; Cricetidae.